This is a messenger RNA of Dictyostelium discoideum AX4, 1992 nucleotides long. RefSeq lists its product as hypothetical. The transcript has a single exon. The coding region runs from base 1 to 1992 and encodes 663 amino acids. Lineage: Eukaryota; Evosea; Eumycetozoa; Dictyosteliales; Dictyosteliaceae. Gene Ontology annotation, cellular component: nucleolus. Gene Ontology annotation, molecular function: RNA helicase activity; ATP hydrolysis activity; nucleic acid binding. The record is from RefSeq and is a predicted model, not a curated record.
AUGACAAGUAAAGUUGAUACAGGUGGUUGGAAUAAACUUGAAAAUAAAUUAAGUGAUAGUACAUUAAAUACAAUUAAUAGAUUAGGAUUUAAAUCAAUGUCGCCAGUUCAAUCAGCAGUUAUACCAUUAUUUAUGUCAAAUAAAGAUGUAUUAGUUGAAGCAUGUACAGGGUCAGGUAAAACAUUAGCAUUUGUAAUUCCAAUUAUUGAAAAAAUUUUAAAAAGAGAAACCAAUCUAAAGAAAACAGAUAUAGCAUCAAUUAUUAUUUCACCAACUCGUGAAUUAGCAAUUCAAAUCCAACAAGUUUUAUUAGAAUUUUUAAAUGAUUUAAAUAGAAUUGAUGACCAAAAUGAUUUAGAAAAUAUUAAAACUUUAGAAGAUGAAUUAUUAGAAGAACAAGAAGAAGAAGAAAAUGAAAAAGAAGAAGAAGAAAUUGAAAAAAAAAAAAAAAAAAAAAAAAUUGAAAUUUCAAGUUUAUUAUUAAUUGGUGGUACAGAUAUUUAUCAAGAUUUAGUUAAUUAUAAAAAUUAUGGUGGUAAUAUUUUAAUUGGUACACCAGGUAGAACUGAUGAAUUUUUAACAAGAGUUGUAAGGAAUGAUCAACAAUUUAAAUUUAAAGAAUUUGAAAUGUUAAUUUUAGAUGAAGCAGAUAGAUUAUUGGAUAUGGGUUUUCAUUUACCAAUUAAUUCAAUUUUAUUGAAAUUACCAAAACAACGUAGAACUGGAUUAUUUUCAGCAACUCAAACAUCGGAAGUUAAAGAAUUGGCAAGAACUGGUAUGCGUAAUCCAUUCAAAGUUUCAGUAUCAGUUAAACAUAUUGAAACUCAUGAAGAUCAAUCAAUUCCAACCACAUUGGAUAAUAGAUAUAUGAUUGUACCUGUUGAAGAGAGAUUGAAUCAAUUGGUUCACUUUUUAUUAAAUCAUAUUGAUAAGAAUAAAAUUAUAAUUUAUUUCCUAACUUGUUCAACUGUUGAUUAUUUCUUUAAGAUACUUCAAUCGGUUAAAGUAUUGAGUGGGAAACCAUUCUUUUCAUUACAUGGUAAAGCACCACACAGUCAACGUAUUAAAGUUUUCGAUUCAUUCUCUCAAGCUACCAAUGGUUGUUUAUUAUCAACUGAUUUGGCUGCUCGUGGUUUAGAUAUUCCAAAUGUUGAUUGGGUACUUCAAUAUGAUUCUCCACAAGAUCCAAAAGCAUUUGUUCAUCGUAUUGGUAGAACUGCUCGUAUGGGUCGUGAUGGUAAUGCUUUGAUUUUCCUUUCACCAGAAGAAGAUUCCUAUAUUGAAUUUUUAAAAAUUAAAAAAGUACCAUUGGUAGAGAUGGUGAAAGCUGAAAACGUUACAAACGUCCUACCAGAAAUUAAAAAAAUAUCAUUCAACGAUCGUGAAAUUAUGGAAAAGGGUGUAAUUGCAAUGGUAUCGCAUGUACGUGGUUAUAAAGAACAUCUUUGUCCUUAUAUAUUUGUAUUUCAUCGUUUAAAUAUUGGUUUAUUAGCAACAGGUUUUGGUUUACUUUACUUACCAAGAAUGCCUGAAAUUCGUGAUAAAACUUUAAUUGCAGAGUGGACAAGUGGUUAUACAAAAGAUCAAAUCUUAAAAAUCGCCUAUAAAGAAAAGAAAAAAGAAAAACAAAGAUUAGAAAAAGUUAAUAAAAUUAAAUUAAAAAAAGAAAAAGAUGCAAAAGAAAGACAAGAUGCAAUUAAUGAAAAAAAAAGAAAAUUAGAACAACAAGAAGCUGAUAAAUUAUUACAAAAACAACAACCAAAACAAUCUUCAAUUGAAAUUCAAUUAAAAAAACAAGAAGAAAAGAAAAAACAAGAACAAGAAUCAAUUAAUGAAAUUUUACAUGAAACUCAAGCUUUUAAAAAAGCUAGAAAAUCAAAACAACAAAAAAAAGAUAAAUCUUCAAGAUUUUCUGAUUUAAUGGGUAGUGAUACUGAACAAAAUAAUAAUGAAGAUGAAGAAGAUGAAGAAGAGGAAGAUGAAGAUAACUAA